Hypoxylon trugodes is the source of this 2734-nucleotide messenger RNA. RefSeq lists its product as uncharacterized. Gene Ontology annotation, biological process: protein phosphorylation. Gene Ontology annotation, molecular function: ATP binding; protein kinase activity. The coding region runs from base 71 to 2272 and encodes 733 amino acids. The record is from RefSeq and is a predicted model, not a curated record. The transcript is spliced from 4 exons. Lineage: Eukaryota; Fungi; Ascomycota; Sordariomycetes; Xylariales; Hypoxylaceae.
CAACAUUCUUACAUUAUUAUCAAUAAACAUCCACGCGGGAAUAUGAUAGCCCCAAUCGGCUCUCAUUGACAUGGCACAGGAGAUUGUUGGCGCGGAUCUUCUCAAGAAGCUCAACAGUGACCUGAAAGGUGCUAGCCCCACCUCAUACUAUAAGCAUGUCCAAGCAUCGCUUCUUUCCUGGGAUGGAGAUAGCGUGAAUAGUCGGAAGUACCAUGAAGAAGGUCUCAGCCUGGGCAAUGUUUUCGCAAAGUUUGGGUACGAGAUAGAUGAAUUCAGGAUUCCGCUAAAGGGGUCGCAGUUGUUAUUAGAGAGUCAUAUCCUGAGUAAGGUGGCGGCAGCAAGCGCAAGGAGGUCCGAAGGAACCGGGAAAUCCCUCUUAAUAUUGCAUUAUGGAGGUCACGGUUUUGAAACCAAGGAUUGCAGAGCAGUCUGGGCUGCGGAGCCGAUAGGAGACGGAGAACAACCGCUUGUAGAGUGGCAUAUCAUACAAAACCACCUUGAGAAGUCGGAAGCAGACAUUCUGCUUAUUCUUGAUUGCUGCUUUGGUGCUUCAGCUGGACGGGCGGGGUCCAGAUUAGGCCGCAUUGAACUUAUCUCGGCUACAGCAAAAUUUGAGAAGACACCACCACCUGGUCUCUACUCUUUCACUAAUGCUGUGAUCAACGUACUUAAGCAGUCUUUGGAUAACAUUUCCCAAACGGAUCGCGAAGAUAUUACCGCUGAGACCUUGCAUCGGCGGCUGCUACGAAAGGAGGCAAACCUACCGGCUACCGCUAGCCACGUGGUUCUUCGCGCCGGUAUCCCAAAUAGAAGUAUUAGGCUAUACCCACUGCACCUUCAGCAGAACAUCGCACAACAACUAGAUACAAAAGGACCUCUCAUAAAGCUCUUAAUCAAAACCUCUAGUCUGGAUCAUAACAAGAUCGAUGAGCUUGCUAUAUGGUUGCGUUCAGAUAUACCAUCGGACGUGUCGUUAGAGGUUGAGAGCAUCACCGGCAUCAUGGGUUCCCUUCAGUCUCUCAUAACGAGCUUUCCUGAUACCGACAAACCUGUUGGGAGAGCUUUAAGUGAAGAUUCACUCUCGCGUAUUGUCACUGCAUGGAAUAAUAUCUGUGAGCUUGUCGUGCUGUACGGGCACGGUCGCCAGCAGUUCCCCAGAACGCAAAGCCUAUUACGUGUAUUGGAGAGCCAAGCCCGAAGGUUCCUGUCCCGACUAGAAGAAGAAGAAACAGACCUCUUAGAAUCUGUCGAACAAGGUAUAUUGCAUUCACCUUACGCGGAAAGCCAAAAGGGUGUAGAUCACUUGCUCGAAACUCCGGAAAUAGGAGCCCUUCCAAUUGCGAACCAACUGCGCCUUCUGCAACUUACACUCCGUCCGGAAGAGGAUAACGUUGAUGAACCAGAGCACUCGACAAAAUCGCUGCAUGAUGAGAGACAUAUUUGGAAGGAAGAGAAAGGUUAUAAGCAGUCGUUGGACCAAGAAGAGUUGAUGCAAAUCGAGCAGCGUGUCCGUCGUAUAGCGAACCUCAUGGAAGCAACCAAAAGCGAGAAAUUCCAUGCGCUAGAAUGUAUCAGAUGGUCUCACGAUGAUAAAGAGCAUAGAUUUAUCCUUGAAUUCCAGGUGCCACCCACCCAUAAUCCAACACGGUACUGGUCACUCAAAGGUAUCUUAGCGGAAGGCACGAAGAAACGGCCGACGCUCGGACAGAGAUUCCGUCUGGCCUAUACAAUAGCAGAGGCCGUCCUUCACUGGCAUUCUGUGCAAUGGGUGCAUCAAAGCAUCACAUCGCACAAUAUUAUUUUCUUCGAGGAUCUACAGUCCAAGAUUGACUUCGGAAAUUGUUUUCUUCAACGAUUUGACUAUGCGCGCCCGAAGCAAGAACCUUCAAUUGGAAGACACGUGGAUGAUAUUCAGUACAACGUAUACAGGCAUCCUGAUAGACAGGGACCGUGUCGCCAAGGUCAUACUAAAAUUCAUGACAUAUACUCCCUUGGCGUGGUCCUUCUAGAAAUUGGCCUGUGGGAAGACGUGCGUAUCACUGGUAUGAAGAAGGACAAUGAUAUUAUGGUGGAUAAAAUGGUCCGUAACCUACAAUACGCUGCCGAGAAACGCCUGCCGCACUACAUGGGCGAAGACUACCAAGAAGCAGUUUUGGCUUGCUUGAAGUCUGAAUGCGAGCCGGAGAUUGAUGACAAGGCUCAGUCACGUUUAGCAGAGUCUUUUCAAAGACUUGUCAUGGAUAGGUUGAGAAAGAAUCGCGACUUACGCUAAAGUUGAAAACUACAUUAUGUAUGUACCUAGGUACAGUUGUAUUUCACAAAGACUAUUGUGCUCCGUCGGACUUUCGGAGUUACUUAGGUGGUUAGAAUGCAUAAAUUUCAUAAGUGGGAUGACUUGAUGGAUAAGUCUUGGUUUAUGAAAAAAAGACCAAAAUAUCACUCUGGAUGUUACGGAGGGGUAGAUUUCCAUUCAUCUAUUUCUUUUAUCGGAGAUAGAAUUAAAUAAAAAUACAAAGAGAAAAAGUUCAUAGACUCUAACGUUUCGAAAUGAGCGAUCGGCAGCAGAGCGAGACAGGGCACGACUUGCCGCCGGAAGAUGAGUGGAGAGCCUUUGGAUCACAUGGAGAUUCUAAUAUAGAGGCAAUUGAAUACGUCUAUAAUAAAGAACGAUAAAGUCUGGUACUCGCCGCCCGGCGCGACAAAUUUGGAAGGUCCUUACACAGUGAUCAGCCAU